This is a messenger RNA of Penicillium mononematosum, 1476 nucleotides long. Its product is annotated as Zn(II)2Cys6 transcription factor domain-containing protein. The transcript has 3 exons. Bases 1 to 1476 code for a protein of 491 amino acids. The record is from RefSeq and is a predicted model, not a curated record. Gene Ontology annotation, molecular function: DNA-binding transcription factor activity, RNA polymerase II-specific; zinc ion binding. Gene Ontology annotation, biological process: regulation of DNA-templated transcription. NCBI's taxonomy places the organism in Eukaryota, Fungi, Ascomycota, Eurotiomycetes, Eurotiales, Aspergillaceae.
AUGAAGGCCACGAGCUCAAGUGCAUUGUCAACACGGAAGACGCGAAGUGGAUGCUUCAACUGCAAGCGUAUCAAAUGUGAUGAGCAAAAGCCGUCCUGUCUACGUUGUGUCACGACGAAAUGGAUUUGUGAGGGUUACCCAACCCCUCUGCAGUACAGCCUUUCUCCAGGUUCUUUGAAAGACGAGGAACGACGAGCUUUUCUCUUCUUCCGGAGUCAAACUGCUCACCGGAUCUUUGGCUAUCGCGAUGCAAAUGUGUGGCUGUCGACUCUUCUACAACUCGGGCACAGCGAAUUGCCCGUCAAGCAUGCCCUCACCGCGCUCGCUUCGCUGCAUGAAAGCCUGGAGCCGGUAGAUGCUUGUGUCUCCAUUCGCCGAUCACAAGAACAUGCUCAGGUCACGGCACAAAUGCUAGCCCUGAAACAUUAUAAUGCAGCCAUCAAGUGCGUGCAUGGAUCCCUUGACAUGUCUUCAAGACCGGAUCUCAUCAUGACCCUAUGUCUCCUCUUUAUUUGUUUCGAGCAGUUUCGAAGCGGCGAUGCCGCCUGUCUGCUCCACCUGACGGCCGGCCUAAAGCUGCUAUACUGGUGGAGACACCGUACUAACACCUAUAACAAUCUCCGAGAAUAUUCUCGACCAACGCUGGAUUUUAUCAAUGAUCAGAUAAUACCCGUCAUGCAACGGCUUCGCGUGCAAUUCUCUUUAUGCAUGGACUCCCGACAUAUGCUCAGCAAUCUUGGGGUUCCGCUCUGUUUACCAUCCCCGACGAUUCCAUCCUCCUACUCUUCUCUCGACAUUGCCAGGAAGGACUACGAUCGUGUCAUGAAUUACAUUUUUUUCUUAUUUGGAGCGGGUUCCCAAUCACCGCAAAGAGCGCCUAUCACCGUUCUGCGGCAGUGGAAAGAAGCCUUGGACCAUUUCGAGUUUUCAGCGGAUCCUCCAAUAAUUGAGAAGUGCACCCGCAACCUCUUAGAGCUUUAUUAUCAUGCAUCCACAGUUAUUACUGAAACAUACGGUGCUAAGUUUGAAAGCGUUUUUGACGAUUUCACCGAGCAUUUUCAGACCAUUGCUGACCUCGCCGAGAGCGUCACGGAAAUUUGGAAGACACAGUCACGGGAUUACAAUAUAUUGUACAGCUUCGAUCUUGGUAUCACACCGCCUAUGUUUCUCGUCGCUUCUCGCUGCCGGCAUCCUUUGAUACGUCGGAAGGCGGUUGACCUAAUGCUGAAUUCCCCCUUCUACCACGGUGUUUGGCAGGAUCGAUACUCUGGUCUUUGCGCCCAGCGAAUGAUUGAGAUUGAAGAAGAGAAUAUCGGAACUAUCGUGGAUCCUAUCCAUGUGCUGGAAACCCAUCGUAUUCGAAAGGUCUCUGCUGAUCUACAUGAAGAAGGAUCACAAAUCAUGUUACGGUUCACUCGCUGGCCGUUCACCCCAGAGUCUGCGAUUUAUACUACUUUUAUUUCUUUAAUACAAUAG